AAGCCUUUGGCUUUCAUUUUCCCUUAUCCACUAACAACCAUGAAUUUUGGCACCAAUAAUUUCCUCUCAUCCCCUCCUUCUUCAAUCUUCCCUUUUAUCCGACGUCUUCCCCCUCAUCCCAAUUUCAAGGUUGUUCGGAAUUCGAUGAGAGAAACCGCUGAAGUUAAGAAGUUACUAGAACCGGAAAAAGCUCAACUGCUAUUAGCUGCUUGCAUUACUCGUACUUUGACUCCUGCGUUGACUUUGGAUUCUGGCCUUGACAAAAUUAAAAAUGCCGUUGAGGAUUUGAAGCAAAAGCCUAAGCUUGCAGAUAAUGUUACUGCUGGAAUGUACAGAUUUCAGAUUGCUGUGUCACCUGGUCCAAAAGCAUUGAGUUGGUUCUGUAGUCAAGAUCCAUCAUUAGGAGUAUAUCCUCAGUUUUUUAUUACUACGGGGGUUGAGAAUCCAACCAAUAAGGUUCUUUCGUUUAGUCGAACUCGUGGUAUUUUCGGGCUCGGUGCUGCGGUUUACAUUAAAAGUUCUUUUUGCCCCGGUUCAGCAGAUCAGACACCUUUUAGAAGAUAUCCGUCUGUUGAUUCUGCACAUCUGAUGGCUUAUGGUUUAUAUGAAAAUCAAUCAAUUUACAUGUGUAUUCCCCAGAUAGAAUUAAUGGAGUCUGAUGGGUACUCCAUAUUAACUGCCACACUUGCAUGGGAUGAGUCUUCCAUUUGUGCAUAUGAAGAGGCUUUUGAUGUUAUAAUCAAUCUUAUUACAGCCCUUGUAAGGCCUAUUGAAGAUGAAUGUCCGGACAAAUGUGUUAGUGCUGUAUUAAGAAAGUUCAACAUGGUUGGGGAUGAAUAUGCACGAAUGGUAUAUACAGAAGCUCAUUUGCUGAGCAAUAAUAGCCAUGAACACGUGGAACUGAAAGAUGCUUCAUCAUCCUCUCAGUUCUCUCUUAGACUUUCAGUUAGUCUCGCCAUCUCCAGUAACAUGCUGGAUGAGUUGCAGGAUGUUAGUAGUGCCUUAAAAGGAUCUUCGAACAUCAAUUCCUUGUGGGCAUCACUAAUGAUUGAAGAAUGCUAUAGACUUGGUUUGACGUAUUUUUGUAUAGCUCCUGGAUCACGCUCCUCUCCUCUAGCCAUUGCUGCUACUUGUCAUCCUAUGUUAAGUUGUACCGCAUGCUACGAUGAGCGGUCACUUGCAUUCCAUGCAAUUGGGUAUGCUAGAGGCUCUCGCAAGCCAGCUGUUGUUAUAACGUCAUCUGGCACUGCAGUUUCAAAUCUUCUACCUGCUGUAGUGGAGGCUUAUCAAGAUUCUUUGCCUCUUCUAUUGCUCACAGCAGAUCGCCCUCCUGAGCUGCUGGAUGCUGGAGCCAACCAAGCAAUUAAUCAGGUGAACCAUUUUGGUUCUUUUGUGAGGCACUUUUUCAGCCUUCCUGUACCCACAGACAUUAUUUCUACUAGAAUGGUUCUUACCACAUUUGACUCUGCUGUAUAUCAUGCAACUUCUUCACCAUGUGGGCCAGUUCAUAUCAAUUGUCCUUUUCGGGAACCUCUAGAAAAUACACCGAAAGAAUGGAGUCAAAGCUGUUUAAAAGGAUUAGAAUUUUGGGUUUCUAGUGGUCAACCAUUUACAAAUUAUAUUCAACCUCAUAAUUCUCUUGUACAUAGAAAUUAUCAGGGUGGUUUAAAUGAUGUCUUGGGUAUAAUUCAAGGGGCAAAACGUGGUAUAUUGUUGGUUGGUGCAAUUUUUAAGGAGGAUCAUAUAUGGGCAACUCUACUCUUGGCUAAACACCUUGGAUGGCCGGUUGUAGCUGAUAUUUUGUCAGGUUUACGGUUGAGAAAGUAUAAAAACGCUCUUUCUAAACUCAGUGAGGGCAUUAUGUUUAUUGAUCAUCUGGAUCAUUCCCUACUGUCUUCUGAAGUCAGAAACUGGAUAAAACCAGAUGUUAUUUUGCAGAUUGGAAGCCGGACAACAAGCAAACGUAUUUCACAGAUGCUUGAAGAUUGCUUUCCAUGCUCAUAUAUAUUGGUUGAUAAUCAUCCUCAUCGUCAUGAUCCGUCACAUAUAAUAACACAUAGGAUUUAUAGUUCUAUCACUCAUUUUACUGAUUGGGUGCUGAGAUCCUGCAUAAAGACUUGCAUCAACAGCGACUGGACCAGUUUCAUGUGGUCAAUAAACAGAAUGGUUGACUGGGAGGUAUCCUUUUUGAUAAAGUCGGAAAACUCGUUGACUGAACCAUAUGUUGCGCACAUAACUUCUGAAGCUCUGAACUAUGGAUCUACAAUAUUUGUAGGAAAUAGCAUGCCAAUACGAGAUGCACAUAUGUAUGGGGAUAACUCGGGAGAAUCUACAUGUGGCAAUGACAUUCAAUUAACUUCAGGAUUUCCAUUUUGGUGGGUACAGGUUGUGGGGAACCGGGGAGCCAGUGGUAUAGAUGGUUUACUUAGUACUGCCAUUGGUUUUGCUGUGGGCCAUAACAAAAAAGUUGUUUGUGUGAUUGGAGAUGUCUCGUUUUUGCAUGAUACUAAUGGACUAGCACUUCUGAAACAAAGGGUUUCAAGGAAGCCAAUGAUCAUACUUGUGAUUAACAACCAUGGUGGUGGAAUUUUUAGUCUUCUACCCAUUGCAAAUAAAGCUGAAGAAAAAAUAUUGAACCAAUAUUUUUACACUACUCAUAAUGUUGGAAUUCACAACCUGUGUUUAGCACAUGGAGUGAAGCAUGUGCAAGUCCACACAAAAGACGAGCUUCAAAAUGCUAUGCUAAAAAGUCAACAGGAAGAAGUUGACUGUGUCAUAGAAGUCGAGAGUUCUAUCAGCGCCAAUGCAAACUUUCACAGUAAUCUGAGAGAUUUUGCAUGUCAGGCUGCUUUAUCCGCCAUUUCACAACUCUCGUUUCCUAGCUCUUUCUCACAAGAUUCUAUGUCUCUUAAAGUCCAUAAACUGGAAUAUUUCCAGUACAGGAUUCAACUUUGUGCUCCGCUGACCACAAAUCCUAUUGGUAAUGACCAUUCCACACAUUACAGAGAAGGCUAUGUACUAACUUUGUAUCUUGAAGAUGGAAGUACAGGAAUUGGGGAGGUAGCACCUCUAGGGAUUAACAGGGAAAAUCUGGUGGAUGCAGAGGAGCAGCUUCAGUUUCUUACUCAUAUUAUCAAAGGAGCUUCCCUUAAUUCAUCCCUUCCUCUUUUAAAGGAAUCAUUCUCUUCUUGGAUAUGGACUGCAUUAGGAAUCCCACCAGGUUCACUUCUUCCUAGUGUUAGAUGUGGUCUGGAGAUGGCCAUUCUCAAUGCUAUAGCUGCAUCAGAAGGUUCUAGUAUGUUAAAUAUACUCCAUCCAUUGUCCUCUAAAGAAGAACGGGCUGGAAAGUCAUCCGAUAUUAAGAUAUGUGCACUUAUCGACUCUGAUGGAACUCCUGCGGAAGUAGCUUGUGUUGCAGUUGCACUCGUCGAAGAGGGUUUUACCGCAAUUAAACUAAAAGUGGCACGUAGAGCCAAUCCCAUUGAAGAUGCUUUAGUAAUUCAAGAGAUAAGGAAGAAGGUUGGUUUCCAUAUUCAACUUCGUGCUGAUGCGAACAGGAAAUGGUCCUUUGAUGAAGCUCUUCAGUUUGGCCGUAAUGUGAAAGACUCCGCACUGCAGUAUAUUGAGGAACCUGUAAAUGAUGAAGAUGAUAUAAUUAAAUUUUGUGAAGAGAGUGGCCUGCCUGUAGCCCUGGAUGAGACCAUCGACAAUCUUCAGGAAAAUCCUCUUCAAAUUCUUGCUAGAUUCUCGCACCACAGAAUUGUUGCUGUGGUUAUUAAACCGAGCUUUGUUGGUGGGUUUGAAAAGGCUGCAUUCAUUGCAAGAUGGGCUCAGCAACAGGGGAAAAUAGCUGUCAUCAGUUCUGCGUUUGAAAGUGGAUUAGCUUUAUCAGCAUAUGUUCAAUUUUCUUGUUUUGUUGAAAUGCAAAAUGAAGAUAUACGCAGAAUCAUGGAUAUCGAACCAGCAUCAUCGGUGGCCCAUGGUCUUGGAACGUUCAGAUGGCUCAAAGAAGACAUAAUCACUGAGUCAUUGUGUAUUAGCCAGGGUAAAACAUCUGUUUUUGAUGCUGGUCAGAAAUUGCGCGAGUUCAAUAUCAAUCAGAAUUCAGUAAUCCGAAGUUUUAAAGCCGAGGAAGUAUGGAAUUACAAAUUAAACGUGGAUGUAGAGGGUAUAACCUUUUCCAUAAAUGUGCAAGAACUUGGAGACAAAACAAAUAAUAACGUUGUCGUAUUUCUUCAUGGCUUCCUUGGGACUAGCGAAGAUUGGGUUCCCAUAAUGAAGACUAUGUCAGCGUCUUCAAGAUGCAUUGCAUUUGACCUUCCUGGUCAUGGGGGUUCAACGUUUCAUGCCAAUGAUUACGUGGCUCGGGGAGUUGAUUUGUCAGUUAAUGUAGUUGCAGCCAUGCUAGACAAGCUGUUUCUUCUUCUAACCACUAGAAAAGUCACAGUUGUUGGAUACUCCAUGGGAGCAAGAAUCACUUUAUAUAUGGCUGUGAGAUGCAGCAAUAUGGUCAAAGGAGUAGUCAUAAUAUCUGGAAGCCCUGGAAUAGAUGAUGACGUGCUGAGAAAUGUUCGGAGUGUUAAAGAUGAUUUUUUGGCAAGCACACUAUCAUCCUAUGGCCUAGAUAUAUUCAUCGAAACAUGGUAUUCUGGAGAGUUAUGGCAAAGCUUAAGAAGCCAUCCACGGUUUGAUCAGAUGGUUGCUAGCCGCUUGAAACAUGAUAACGUGAAGAUGCUAGCGAAAGCUGUAUCUGACCUUAGUAUCGGAAGACAACCGUCAUUGUGGGAAGAUCUAAAGCACAACAAAACCCCACUUACGAUUAUUGUUGGAGAGAAAGAUGAUAAAUAUAAGAGGAUUGCUCAUAGCAUGUACUUAAAACUUGCUGAGGGUACUGCAACAAUACAUGGUUCUGUCAAACCUUCGUUUACAAUGGUCGAGAUUCCUAACUGUGGGCAUGCUGUCCAUAUCGAGAAUCCACUCCCUGUAAUCCACUCAAUAGCAGAUUUUGUAGCAAGCCUAAACGUGCUCGAUAAUUAACAGAGUUUAGCUGGGUUGAGCAAAUUUAGGGGAAUUGUUUGGCAAAUUAAUUACGGCAUUCUGAAACAGUGAAACGUAUGUACUAUGUUUAGAAUAUGUAUGACCGAGAUCUGUGCACUUGCUUGAUAUCCUUUUGGUAUACUAAUAAAGUGAAAUAUUCAUUUGAAAACUAAA
This is a messenger RNA of Erigeron canadensis, 5211 nucleotides long. RefSeq names its product protein PHYLLO, chloroplastic. The transcript is spliced from 27 exons. NCBI's taxonomy places the organism in Eukaryota, Viridiplantae, Streptophyta, Magnoliopsida, Asterales, Asteraceae. Bases 40 to 5037 code for a protein of 1665 amino acids. The record is from RefSeq and is a predicted model, not a curated record. Gene Ontology annotation, molecular function: thiamine pyrophosphate binding; 2-succinyl-5-enolpyruvyl-6-hydroxy-3-cyclohexene-1-carboxylic-acid synthase activity. Gene Ontology annotation, biological process: amino acid catabolic process; menaquinone biosynthetic process.